Messenger RNA from Phacochoerus africanus (Common warthog), 3218 nucleotides. RefSeq names its product egl-9 family hypoxia inducible factor 3 (gene EGLN3). The record is from RefSeq and is a predicted model, not a curated record. Gene Ontology annotation, biological process: peptidyl-proline hydroxylation to 4-hydroxy-L-proline; cellular response to hypoxia. NCBI's taxonomy places the organism in Eukaryota, Metazoa, Chordata, Mammalia, Artiodactyla, Suidae. The transcript has 5 exons. Bases 333 to 1052 code for a protein of 239 amino acids. Gene Ontology annotation, cellular component: nucleus; cytoplasm. Gene Ontology annotation, molecular function: ferrous iron binding; peptidyl-proline 4-dioxygenase activity; L-ascorbic acid binding.
GGACCUCAGCCUCUUCUCCCCGCCUGGGGCCGCCGACGCAUCAGUGGUGGCUCUGCGCUUCCAAAAGGGGCCCUCCGCUUGCUCACUGGGCCAGACUGGCGCUGAGUCGUGAAACCCUACACAGCUCUCGCCGGUCCCUGAACAGGAUCACUCCUUCCCAGAGUUACGAACAACUUUCCCCUCUCCCUGGCGCCGCGGCGGCUCAGGUGCCUUGGCCGUCGCAGGUAGCUGAACCCCGGGCCACGCUCCCCGCGCCUGGGCUGAGCAUACACUCAGGUCGCUCCCUCUCUGGGUGCACGCUGGGGGUCCCUGACCUCGGCUCUGUGGGCACGAUGCCCCUAGGACACAUCAUGAGGCUGGAUCUGGAGAAAAUCGCCCUGGAGUAUAUCGUGCCCUGUCUGCACGAGGUCGGCUUCUGCUACCUGGACAACUUUUUGGGCGAGGUGGUGGGCGAUUGUGUCCUGGAGCGCGUCAAGCAGCUGCACUGCACCGGGGCCCUGCGGGACGGCCAGCUGGCCGGGCCCCGCGCGGGCGUUUCCAAGCGGCACCUGCGGGGCGACCAGAUCACGUGGAUCGGAGGCAACGAGGAAGGCUGCGAGGCCAUCAGCUUCCUCCUGUCCCUCCUCGACAGGCUGGUCCUGUACUGCGGGAGCCGGCUGGGCAAAUACUACGUCAAGGAAAGGUCCAAGGCGAUGGUGGCUUGCUACCCAGGAAAUGGAACAGGUUACGUUCGACAUGUUGACAACCCCAACGGCGACGGCCGCUGCAUCACCUGCAUCUACUAUCUGAACAAGAAUUGGGAUGCCAAGCUACACGGUGGGAUCCUGCGGAUAUUUCCAGAAGGGAAAUCAUUCAUAGCAGAUGUGGAGCCCAUUUUUGACAGACUCUUGUUCUUCUGGUCAGACCGCAGGAACCCACAUGAAGUCCAACCUUCCUAUGCGACCAGAUAUGCCAUGACUGUUUGGUACUUCGAUGCUGAAGAGAGGGCCGAAGCCAAAAAGAAAUUCAGGAAUUUGACUAGGAAAACCGAGCCUGCCCUCACUGAGGACUGACCCUGCUCUGAAAUCCGCUGGCCUCAUUCAUCUUAGUAACAGUUCCUGAAUUCUCUUUAAGAGUUGAGGAAGGCCUCUUCUGCAGGGACUCGGUGAUGAGAACCCCAUACUAUUGCUUGCAUCAUUCACAUCCCUGUCUUGCGUAUGGUACUUUGUGUUUUCUUGCCAAGACUGCAUCCACCUCCAGACACUUUGCCAGACGAACUCAUUUGCUAACUCCAGAAAUACCUGCAGACAACCUAGCUGGCCAGCGGUGGAAUUGAUAGAUUUGGUGAUCCUGGCUUUUGAAGCAAGAACCUGGAAGCAUGAGCGAGGGCAUGAAUCUUACUUGCACUUUAUGUACACUUCCUGAUUUGAAAGGAGGAGGUUUGCAAAGAAACAAAAUGGUGACAGAUGCCACGGCGAGGCAUCGCUGAAGCCUUAACAGAAGGAAACAGAAAUGUGUGUCAUCUGAACAAUUUCCAGAUGUUCUUAAUCCAGGGCUGUUGGGGUUUCUGGAGAAUUAUUGCAACCUAAUGACAUUAUUACCUCUAGAAAGGGCUGCUGUCAUAGUCAUCAGUUUCUAAAUCUCCAGGGACACUCCUUUUCCCUGGUCCUGCAACCUGGACUUUCUGCCUCUGCCCCAUUUUGAUGGAAUAGGUCAAUGCCAUUCAUUUUCUAGUAUCACUUCUUAUUUGGAGAACCUAAUUCCCUGGAGGCAAAAGUAGACAUUAAUUGUUUUGAUUGCUUUGUUGAAAGGAAAUUUGAAUUUAAAUCAAAGGGUGGGAGGGGGGAUCUUCCUGGUAGUUUGGAGCCAACAACCUCUGAUAAUGAUGUCAAAAGACCUAAUAUAUGUGCAUCUUGAACAGUUUGAGACUGGAGAUGGAGUUGGAACUGUGGACGUUCCUAUUUUUCAGUUUUCCUUUUUAAUGGCCUCACCCUUCUUUAAUUUAACAAAGUAAGAAAAUCACAAAAACUAGGGUGCUGAAAUGUUAAAAGGAAAUGGAAAUAAAGCAAAAAAUCCUGAAAAGCUGCUUGAGUUCUUCCACAUUUUCUGUCCCUAGUAGCCUCUUCUCAGCAGACUGGACCCUCCAGAUCCACUGUGGUUGGUAGUAUGGCUGGAAUUGUGGAAUUUGCUAGAACUGUGGAAAGUUCUACUGCAGUGAACACAGAUUCCGCUGCCUGCAGAAUUCUGUAUUGAGUCCAUGAAGGUUACUCUAGUUUCCAGUUCUAUUUUCAUAUUUGUUAAAUCCCUGUAAUUUCUUGCUUGAAAACCCUAUGCACAUUAAGGGGCCAGAAACAUUUUGUCACUUAACAGAUGAAUAGACUUUCCCAGAAGGAAGCAUAUUUUCGUGUGUACCUGGCUUUGGAAAAUUUUCAGAUAAGACUUGUCUUUUUUUUCUCACGAGUGCUCUAUAUUUUUUUUCCCUAUAGUACUCAUCACCUUCUAAGUUACUAUGUAAAUUACUUAUUUAUUAUGUUCAUUGUCUUGCAUCCUUCCUCUAGAGUGUAAGCACAAUGAAGACAGGGAUUUUUGUAUGUGUUCAACCAGUGGAAUGUAUUCCCAGCACCUAAAAUAGUGCUUGGCACAUAGUAAGGGCUCAGUAAAUACUUGUUGAAUAAACGCUUGCCUUAGUAUUUUAAUUGUUUGAUUUAUUUCCUCUAUCUUGGGCAGGAUGGGCUUGGUAGAAUUUUUGCGCAUGUGUCUUUCUGUCAUUGUUGACUUUAAGUUUAGGCUAAGAAUUUUAGGAAGCUUUGAUCAUAGUGUCCUUUCAUAUUAUCUGUUUGAAGAGGUCAUUGGCAACUAUGAAUCUGAAGAUUGAACAAAGAGGAUUCUGCCCUUCUAUGUCCUGGAACUACAGGAGUACGGAGAACUUCAGAGAGGAUAGACUGCAUUCUUCCUUUGGAAAAAUUUUGAAAACCUUCAACAACAGAGAAAGAAAGAAGGUUGUUUACUAAGAGUUUUAUAUUCUGUAAAAUGGUAGCUAAGUUUUUUCCAUGAUAACUAUCAUAGUGAGAAUGAUGAUGAUAUUCUGAAAGAACAUUGUUACAAAAUAUCAUUACAAUAGUAUGUCUUGUAUCUUUCACUUAGUCAAUAUUUUGAGUUACCCAAAGAUCAGACCUCAUAUGCUUUGCCUUCCAGACAAAGGUCCUAUAACCAAAUAAACUAUAUAUAUAUCAAAUCAA